CCUCCUGCAAAGCGUAUAUACGACGUGCCACACACAGCCCUCGCGAGAAACUUCUCUUUCGAACUUUCAUUAAUUGUGCAUCGAUUAUUCCUCGGUAUCUUUUUACCGUGAGUCCUUCUUACGGCGCGGACACUCCGUACACACUUCUAACCCAACUUAGCGGAUCCGGAAUCACUCGGAAUGUAAUCGCUACGGCGAAGUUGUUCGUAAACUUAUUAACAUGACAAUUACGCACGCGUGAGUUUGUUGGAAUUGUAUUUUUUCUUCCACCGUCGUUUUACCACGCUUCCCGGACAUUCACUGACAACUCGGCCCUGUUAGAAUAUUACAGGGAAACAAUGAAUUUUUAGCCGAUCGGAAUCCACUUGCGCCUUUAUUUAUUUAUUUCACCAUUGUUUCCUUUUUUCCUCGACGCGCCGUUGCCGUAAUAACUCGUGCACGUUACGCGAACAAGUUGACAUUCUAGAUAAAAAAUCUUUCUCGAGAGAAAAAAAAUAACUUUAUAUCUACGGAUAGAAACGUUUUGUAUCGUACAGUCUCGAAUAACGAACCAUCAUCGGGGCUGUCGGUUUUAAACACUUUUGCACAUGAUCCUCCCGUGAAGUCACGUUAAUAGUAAUACACGAAUAAAUAACUAUGAAGCCACACACAGUUUACGAGGUUCUGCUCGCUGGUGCACUAUUGUACUCCUCACAGCAUAUGGAAUUUUAAUUACGCCAUAGUAGACGGUGAUUUAACGCGGACUCAGUGAGAUACGUGCAUUUUCGUACGAACACGGACAACACCGUCUCGAACAUUUCGUACAAACGAUGUGAAACGGAGAAAAAAAAAUCAUGGAAAAGUGAUACGAGAGCCAGUCAGCGUGAUACACAAAAAAUCACGUACAAUACUAUUUCAGAAAGACCGUUUUCUCUCAGAAUAAAUCCCAUUGUUUCCGUUCCGGAGAGAUUCCGAUUAUUUUAGAUCGAGGAAAGUCUAUGUAUCGCGAGAAAUCGCACAAAGAAACUAGUGCCAGGCAUCUUCGAAAGAAAGUCGCAUCGCGUCGAUGAAAUUGAAGAAUUGCAUGGUGCCUAGUGUGUCGGCGGUUGAUACAGCCCUGGAAAUUGUGGCGGCGAAGCCGCCAAGAGGCGCGCGCAGUCCACGAAAUAUCCAAGCGUUUCCCCGCGGCCGACAUGUUCGCGCGGCCAACAGCUGUUCCGAAAGGCGAGCGAACUCCCCAUCGUAAUCUGGGUCAUGGAAACUGCGCAAAAUGGGUUGCACUUGCACCGAAAACGCGCAUUUCUUCAAAAAUCGCUGGAUCGCCUUCAGAAUUUCGUCUAAUCCUAUGGACGGAACUAGCACGCGAUAUGUUGCUGUCCACACUAUAAAUUGCCAUUCGAAAUAUGCAACCUCUUGCGACCAGCCGUUGCAUAUCUGUCAACGUGCUUGACUGGUUCCCGAGCAGAGAGCCGUGCGUCGAUUGGCCGAGGAUUUUCGGGCAUCGACCUACGCGCGACUCUCGAAACUAGGAUCGCGAGUAUUUCGCAAAUUUUUCUUUACUCGAACACUCGACUGUCCUACGAACGCGAAUAUCCCUUCGAUACUGGUGUACUCGAGUAUCGCGUUGUAUAUCGGGUCUGUAGUUAAAUAUUCAAGCUGUCAGUAUGGCCAGUAUCUGGAUACCUGAGUAGUCGAAGUGAAUGUGAUUCGAGUCAUUGAGUAUUUCUAUAUUAUAUACGUUAAUUGUGAAUUGCGUAUAUUUUAAAUCGAAUCUCUUGAAUUUAUUAUUGCUGAAUUUCUGUUAAACUUAAUGUACAUUGAACAAUGUAACUUUGUUGUACAUGUCAUAAACUUACAAAAUGAUUCACGACUUCUUCCUGUAUUAACUGUGUUUAAGGAACAGACAGAAAAAGCGAGAUCUUUAUGAAACAUUCAAACGCUGAAUUAUUUGAGUAGUCAAUCCAUGGACAUAGGAAUAUAAUGACGGAAGGUAUGAUUUGCUGGAUAGUACGUUAUUCGAGGGAGAGGGGCCCCCAACAUUGACGCCUGGAUUUCAUUGGAUGGUUUUCCACGCAUGCUCUGUACCGGGAAUUAUGAAAUACUAUGAACUACUAACUAAUAUCACAGACUUUUUCGGUAUUAAUAUUAAUUUCACAAGGAAAUCUUGUAAAUAUAAAACCUUGGCGUCCUUCAAAUCAAUUUUCAAUGCAAAGAGAUUUAUUUUAUGAAUAUAGUUUCAGGACUCCAAAAUAUAGAAUGCACGUACAAGCGGAAGUGAUUUCCCAAUGCACAUACCUACUGAAGUAGCUGCAACUUUGCAAUUUUAAUAUACGUCGAAAGGAUUAUAAUGAAUUAAAAUAUUGAAUACAGGUUAUAAAACUGGAAAUUAUUAUUUUUUCUAGGUAUCAAGACUUUGUGGGGAAGCAUUAUAGAUGAUACGAAGAAUAUUUUCAAGAAACGUAUAUAAUAAGGGAUUAAAUGUAGAAAAAUGUAAAGGAUAAUGUCAUAUUGCCAAUGAAGAAACAACAGCAUUGGCUCAAAGUUAUAUUUUUUAAGGUCACUUAAUUUAGAAACACGAAACAAGUUCUAAUAAAUGUUUCGCCUCUCUAAGAGUGUUCUGGAGUACCAUUUGUCCAUAUUAAAAAUUCCAUUUAAUAUGUCUUUUUCGGUAUUUCCUUCAUGGGAUUUCCAUUCACUUUUCUUUGUAAUACCGUGUGAUUUAGCGAAGUAUCCGCUGCACACGUGAAACGCAAUCGGUAUCUAUGGAGUAUGUAUAUAUGUAAAUACAUACACUACACCACGUGAUCGAUUUGGUAUUCUCUUUUACUCUUUAUAACACUGUUAAAUUUAUAAGUUCUUUUUUGAAAAAUUAUCAGUAUUGCGAUCAUGUAAAAAUCAAUACGUACAGAAUUAAGGUUAACACGAUAUUCGGCUCAUCGUGAAUUCGGAUAUUGGCAAGAUUUUGAAACAAUCUUUUUCUACUAUAACGUGUAUCACGUUGAGUUGAUCGAAGUUAGAAUUUGUUUGAUUAUUUCGUGUGGUAUUAAUCUUUAGAAAAACUGGUACUUUCAUACAGUUCUUAAACUACCAAAUCAUUCACCAUGAUACACACAUGACAAAGAUUACAAUUUAAUCAAUUUUAUGUAAUAAGAAUUUGAUAUUACAUACUUUUGAUAAAAAUAUUAUCUUCAGAAUGUUUAAAAAAGUGAUUGUGGGCAUAUCUGGUGGGGUAGAUAGUGCUGUAGCAGCAUUUAUGUUAAAAAAUAAAGGAUUCAAUGUUACUGGAGUAUUUAUGAAAAAUUGGGAUCUUGUUGAUGAAACAGGACAAUGCAAUAUAGAAAAAGAUUAUGAGGAUGCACAAUGGGUGUGUAAUAAGUUACAAAUACCUCUUGUAGAAGCAAGUUUUACCAAAGAAUAUUGGAAUAAUGUUUUUAGUUAUUUGAUAGAACAUUAUGAGAAAGGAUUCACUCCAAUUCCAGAUAUUGUAUGCAACAAAAUAAUUAAAUUUGAUAAAUUCUUUCAAUUUGCACGUACUGAGCUUCAAGCUGAUGCUAUUGCAACUGGACACUAUGCUAGAACUAGUUUUGGUCCUUACCUUCAGGAUUUUAAACCAGAUACAAAUGUUCAAUUAUUUAAAGCAACAGACAAAGAUAAAGAUCAAUCAUUCUUUUUAUGCCAGAUACCACAAGAAUCAUUACGAUACUCUAUGUUUCCUUUGGGACAUUACUUGAAAACUAAUGUUAAGCAAAUUGCUCGAAAAGUUGGUUUGGAUUUAGUUGCUAAAAAAAAAGAAAGUAUGGGUAUAUGCUUUGUGGGAAAACGAAAUUUUCAGAAUUUCAUAUCUGAGUACAUACCAGAAAAGCCAGGUAGUUUUGUAAACUUGGAGAAUGGAAAAGUGGUUGGAGAACAUAAGGGUUUUCAUCAUUGGACUGUAGGUCAAAGAGUAAAAAUUGCAGGACAGUCAGAAGCAUUUUUCAUAUAUAAGAAGAUUGCUAAGAGUAAUAAUAUACUUGUAGUACAAGGAACGAAUCACCCAGCAUUAUAUUCAGAUCUAGUGAAAACUGAAACUCCUCAUUGGAUAUCUGAAGAACCGAAGAAACUUAAUAAUUUUUUUAACAUCAUGCAUUGCAAUUUUCUCUUUCAACACAGAGAUCCUCCUGUUCCAUGUAAAAUUAUGAAAACUGUAACCAAUGAAUUAAUUAUUAAAAUUAGUCAACCUUUAAGAGCAAUUACAGAGGGGCAGUUCGCAGUUCUAUACAAUGGAGAAGAAUGUCUGGGCAGUGCCAUGGUUGUAAGUCCCGGUGCGUCGUAUUUUUCCUUCGAUCGAGAAGUAAGAAUGGAACAUUGGCGAAGGCUCAGUAAGAAGGCAAAAAUUGCGCCAAAAUCACAGCGAGCGAGUUACAGAGACAUAAAAAGAAACAAAAGAUUGUCAACAACUUGAAAUCAGAACCGUAAGAAUUUUAUUUUUCACUGUAAAGUAUUUUUGGUUACAACACAACGUUAUUGUGAAAAGUAGAAAAUAAAGAU
Nomia melanderi (Alkali bee) is the source of this 4506-nucleotide messenger RNA. RefSeq names its product mitochondrial tRNA-specific 2-thiouridylase 1. Gene Ontology annotation, biological process: tRNA wobble position uridine thiolation. Gene Ontology annotation, molecular function: sulfurtransferase activity. The record is from RefSeq and is a predicted model, not a curated record. Gene Ontology annotation, cellular component: mitochondrion. NCBI's taxonomy places the organism in Eukaryota, Metazoa, Arthropoda, Insecta, Hymenoptera, Halictidae.